Molecule: messenger RNA, 1803 nt
Organism: Diaporthe citri
Lineage: Eukaryota; Fungi; Ascomycota; Sordariomycetes; Diaporthales; Diaporthaceae
Exons: 5
Coding region: 1-1803 (600 amino acids)
Biological process (GO): malate metabolic process; pyruvate metabolic process
Cellular component (GO): mitochondrion
Molecular function (GO): NAD binding; malate dehydrogenase (decarboxylating) (NAD+) activity
Source: RefSeq, a predicted model, not a curated record
AUGGCCCCUCAAGAGAAGACCUCCAAGUAUGGAGAUCUGCCUCUCAGCACGAGUGGCCCCCUCGAAUGUGCUCUUACCGGCACCACCUUGCUGAACCACCCCUUCUUCAACAAGGGCUCCGCACACCCCAAGGAGGAGCGCCAGGCCUUCAAUCUAACCGGUCUUCUCCCCCAGAGCGUCCAGACCCUGGAGCAGCAAGCCAACCGUGCAUACGAACAAUACUCCACGCGCCCCAACGACUUGGCCAAGAAUACGUUCAUGACCUCCUUGAAGGAGCAGAAUGAGGUCUUGUUCUACAAGCUUCUGCAUGACCAUCUCGAGGAAAUGUUCAGCAUCAUUUACACCCCAACGGAGGGUGAUGCCAUCCAAAAUUAUUCCCGCUUGUUCCGGCGUCCUGAGGGCUGCUUCCUGAACAUAAACGACGCGGACCGUGUCCACAAUGACCUAGCACAGUGGGGCAGACCUGAAGAUAUCGACUACAUUGUCGUCACUGAUGGCGAGGAGAUCCUGGGCAUCGGCGAUCAGGGCUGUGGUGGUAUUCUCAUCUCUGUAGCCAAGCUCGUCCUCACCACGCUGUGCGCUGGAAUCCACCCCAACAGGACCCUCCCGGUGGUCCUAGACUGUGGUACAGAUAACGAAGAGCUUCUCAAAGACGAUUUGUACCUUGGACUCCGAUCGAAACGCAUCCGGGGCGAGCGGUAUGACGAGUUUGUCGACUCGUUCGUCCAGUCAGCCCGCAAGCUCUACCCACGCGCAUAUAUCCACUUCGAGGACUUUGGCCUUGACAACGCACGACGCCUUCUUGACUUGUAUAGCCCGCAGGUGCCCUGCUUCAAUGAUGAUGUUCAGGGAACGGGCUGUGUAACCCUGGCUGCGAUCAUGUCCGGCCUCCAUGUUUCCCAGCAGAAGCUGAGCGACAUGCGGGUGGUCAUAUUCGGCUCUGGAUCCGCUGGGUGUGGUAUUGCUGAUCAGAUCCGAGAUGCCAUUGUCACAGAAAGCAAGAUUAGCAAAGAGGAUGCUGCAAAGCAGCUGUGGCUCAUCGAUAAGCCCGGCCUGCUCACAACCGAAACCCCUCUCAACAAAGCACAGAAAUUCUUCGCUAGAUCCAAAGAAGAGUGGGACGGCAAGUCGACUGAUCUGCUGGCGGUAAUUAAGGAAGUCAAGCCCAAUGUUCUCAUAGGCACCUCGACAAAGCCUGGUUCCUUCACCGAGGAUGUCAUUAAGGAGAUGGCGUCCCAUGCCGACCGUCCGAUUAUCAUGCCGCUUUCCAACCCAACUCGUCUUCACGAGGCCGUGCCGAAGGACAUCCUUAAAUGGAGCGAAGGUCGCGCCCUGGUCGCCACUGGGUCCCCAUUCGAACCCGUCAAGGGCCCGUGGGGCAAAGACGGCAAGGAGGUCACGAUCAAGGUGGCAGAAUGCAACAACAGCGUCGUCUUCCCCGGGAUAGGGCUCGGAUCUGUCCUCUCAAGAUCGAAGCUCGUCACCGACAAGAUGCUGGUGGCAGCCGUCGAGGCCGUGGCGGAAAUGUCACCAGCGCUGAAGGACAACACAGCACCCCUGCUGCCUGGUGUGGACAUUGUACGGGAUGUCAGUGUCAACGUCGCGAGCAAGGUCAUUCGUGCCGCCGUCAAAGACGGCCUAGCCACGGAGAAGGGCAUCCCCGACAACGAUGAGGACGUCAAGGAGUGGAUCCGCGAGCAGAUGUGGAACCCAGAGUAUCGACCAUUGAAGUAUAUCCCGAAGGAAGUUGCGAGCCGUCAAGCCAAGGGACAGUUGAAGACGGUUGGAACGCUGGAGAACUAG